Molecule: messenger RNA, 597 nt
Organism: Elephantulus edwardii (Cape elephant shrew)
Lineage: Eukaryota; Metazoa; Chordata; Mammalia; Macroscelidea; Macroscelididae
Gene: TCF24
Product: transcription factor 24
Exons: 1
Coding region: 1-597 (198 amino acids)
Biological process (GO): regulation of transcription by RNA polymerase II; developmental process
Molecular function (GO): protein dimerization activity; DNA-binding transcription factor activity, RNA polymerase II-specific; RNA polymerase II transcription regulatory region sequence-specific DNA binding
Source: RefSeq, a predicted model, not a curated record
AUGGACCGGGACGGGUCCCGCCACGCCGGCACGGAGCCUGAGCCCUCGGCCGCCCUGGCGGCUCGCGACCCGAGCCCAGGCAGGUCGGCGUCGGGCGGCAGCACGCGCUCGGCGGGCGGGCGUCCGGCGGCGGCGAACGCGGCAAGGGAGCGCAGCCGCGUGCAGACCCUGCGCCACGCGUUCCUGGAGCUGCAGCGCACGCUGCCGUCGGUGCCGCCCGACACCAAGCUGUCCAAGCUGGACGUGCUGCUGCUGGCCACCACCUACAUUGCGCAUCUCACUCGCAGCCUGCAGGACGAUGCCGAGACGCCGGCGGAGCCCGGGCUGGGGACCCUGCGCGGCGACGGCUACCUGCACCCAGUCAAGGUAGGUGCUGGGGCGGAGCGAAGCCGGAGCGGCGCACCCAGGCCCAGCCUGGCCCCGCGAGCUCUGCCUGGCCCAGCGGUGGAGCCUGUGAGUCCUUACUUCCUUCUCCCAGCUUGUCCUUGGCUAGCAGGCAUGCGCUUAACCACUACCUCUCUUGGGCUCCUUCCAUCUAUUGAACAGCCACCAAGCAAAACUGUAACAUCUGUUCAUACAAUUUCGAGAGUAGAGUAA